AUGGAGUAUGGAGGAGAGAGGCGCGCGGCGGCGCAGCGCGGGCCGCUCCGGGGCCGGCUGCCGCCGAGCCAAACACUACGCACCGCCCUCGCUCCACCAGACGCGACACAUUGCUCGACCCGCUGUCUACAGAGAAGGAGAGGAGAGGGCGCGGGGCGGGGCGGGGCGCGCGUCCCGCGGCAGUGGCGCGAGUGUGGUGACGCGAUGCGCUCGUUCGUGAGGGCGGCGACACUGGCGGCGCUGCUGGCGCUGGCGACGGCCGCGGCGCGCCGCAGUGACCAGGACUUCGAGUUUGACGAUGACACGGACGCCGCGGCGGCCCCGGGCGGCGGCGCGCACUCGCGCAGGCCGAGCCGCUACGUGUACGACCCGCACAAUUCGCUGUGUCGCUCACUGGUGUGUAAGAAGCGCGAGGUUUGUGUUCUGCGGGACGCCUUUACUGCGCUCUGUGCCACCAAGAAGGAUAUCUUACGGCGAGGUGACGUGAUAGUGGCCGCGAGCACCAGUGGCGGGGCGUGGGAGGGCGAGCGCGACUCCGGCCAGUCGGGGCGCGACGACAACGACGACGACGUCUUCUACGACACGUCUGUGCACGACACCGACGUCGACCCGGACCUGGACGCAGACGACGCCAAGCGGUGCGUGGGCUGCGGCGGGCGCGCGCGCGCUCAGUUCCUGUGCGGCUCCGACAACCGCACGUACUCGUCGCUGUGUCGCCUCGACCUGCACAACUGCGUGCGGCGCGGCGCGCGCCCCGUGCGCCUCGCCUGCCGCGGCUUCUGUCCGUGCGCGCCCGCCCGCCGCGCGCGUCUGGCGCCGCCCCGCGCGCGUCCGGCGCCGUGUCGCGCGUGCCCAGGCGCCGCGCCCGACUGCGCUCACGCCCCGACCACUAUGACGGGCGGCGGGGGGUACGUGCCGGCGUGCGACGCGCGCGGCUUCUACCGGCCGCGCCAGUGCCACGCGGCGCUGGCCGUGUGCUGGUGCGUGGACCCUCACGGCCAGGAGCUGCCCGGCUCGCGGACGAAGGGCGCGCCGGCCUGUCCCGGUGAAAAGUCUAUGGCGGACGUGGAGGGCGGCGAGGAGGGCGACCCGAGCGAGGCGGGCGAGGAGGGCGAGGCGGGCGAGGCGGGCGAGGCGGGCGCCCAGGGCGCGCCGGACGACGACGAGGACGGCGCGGGCAGCGGGGACGCAGAGCUGCACUUCUAGUCGCUCUACUAGCUAAUUGUGAACCCUACAAUUAGAAAUAGUUACUAAAAAGUCGAAAUCAUUAAAUUUGUAUUUCAUAUUUAUUUGAAUAUCAUGAUCAAAAUUAGGUGUCUUCUUCUCUUUUAACCGGACAUGGGUAGGUAGUAAUAAACUAGACUCAUCACGUAGAUAUUUUUCAAGAAAACGCCAAAUCUCAUAACUAAUCGAACGAUUCGACUAAUCGAAUCCCUAAUAAUAAAUCAAAAGUUCUUUAUCAUCGUAGAUAAAGUUAUUAUUAAUUAUUAUUAUUAACCAAUUUGAUAUGAACAUUCGAGUUUUUAGACAUAUUGAUUUUUUAUUAUUUCACAUUCGGUUUGGUGAAAGUACCUACCUAUCUAAUUACUCCGAUUACUUAGUAGGUACCUUCUCCUGAAGGCGAACGGAAA
Molecule: messenger RNA, 1631 nt
Organism: Spodoptera litura
Lineage: Eukaryota; Metazoa; Arthropoda; Insecta; Lepidoptera; Noctuidae
Gene: Cow
Product: Proteoglycan Cow
Biological process (GO): establishment of protein localization to extracellular region
Molecular function (GO): protein binding
Source: RefSeq, a predicted model, not a curated record